Stegodyphus dumicola is the source of this 981-nucleotide messenger RNA. RefSeq names its product XK-related protein 6-like. Gene Ontology annotation, biological process: engulfment of apoptotic cell; phosphatidylserine exposure on apoptotic cell surface; apoptotic process involved in development. Lineage: Eukaryota; Metazoa; Arthropoda; Arachnida; Araneae; Eresidae. Gene Ontology annotation, cellular component: plasma membrane. The record is from RefSeq and is a predicted model, not a curated record.
AUUAGACUUUUCUUUUCAAUUCAGGUAUUUGGACGCUUUAUACUACGGCGUGAAAAGUGUUGGAAAACAUCGGCAGGAACAGAAAUAUCUUACUGAUAUGAUUAAUGAAGCUGCUGAUGCUGGAAUACUGCGUCUUUUUGAAUGUUUUCUAGAAGAUAUACCUCAACUUCUGCUUCAAUUAUACAUAUUUGCUCGAUCUGAAAUAGAAACACCUGAAUUUUAUGACACGACAGAAUUGUUACAAUUAUUCACCAUGUUCGUAUCUGUGAUAGCUAUGGCUUCAAGUCUUGCUGCAUUCGAACGAGCAAACCGUAAAUCGUUGAAACAUAAAAAGAACAUGUCUAUUUGCAGUACCAUUGUUGUGGCCCUUUGGCGAUUCUUUGAGAUCACCGCACGAGUACUUGCCUUGGGACUUUUCGCUUCUCUCUUCUUGACGUAUUUCUUCAUAGCAAUUGCUCUGCACUAUGGUAUUAUGUUUGCAUGGAUACGGUUUAUGAAAACAGAUUUCUGUCAUAACAAAUUUGGAGAGUUUCUUUACAACCUGGUUCUUGCAAUAGUCUACAUGUUUUCUUUCUUCAGUGGAAAGGAUGGUACUUCAAGGCAUCGAGUCACAUUCUUCUAUGUGCUGAUGUUUUUGGAAAAUAUUUCGCUAAUGUCGAUAUGGUUUGUUUAUUGCCCUGUCCAUGCAAGAUACAGAUAUCCUGCCAUGUGUAUUCACUUCGUUAGUUUUCUUUUUGGUCUAGCAUUUAUGUUAGUGUACUAUCUACUACUGCAUCCCACAAAAAAUAUCUCUGUUUGGGACAACUGGAGAAUAUCCAAAUUGCAAAACGCUUCUUUGAAGGAAAGUAAUGUCAUAGAGCAACAAAAUAAGGAAAACCAACCAGAAACUGUAUUCUAAAACAUCUGUACAUGUAACUAAGUGAUUUAUGUUAGUGUUCUUUAAACUAUGUAUAUAUGUAAAUAAAUAUGUGUAAAUGCAUA